Arabidopsis lyrata subsp. lyrata is the source of this 2528-nucleotide messenger RNA. Its product is annotated as FACT complex subunit SPT16. Lineage: Eukaryota; Viridiplantae; Streptophyta; Magnoliopsida; Brassicales; Brassicaceae. Gene Ontology annotation, molecular function: nucleosome binding. The record is from RefSeq and is a predicted model, not a curated record. Gene Ontology annotation, biological process: transcription elongation by RNA polymerase II; positive regulation of transcription elongation by RNA polymerase II. Bases 221 to 1774 code for a protein of 517 amino acids. The transcript is spliced from 2 exons. Gene Ontology annotation, cellular component: FACT complex.
UUUGAUAAAAUAAAAGAUUUCUAUUUUACAGAUCAAGUUUCCUUUUCCUUUUCCCCUUUAGGUUUGUGUUUACGAUUUCUUAUAUACAGAGCUGUCUUAGAAGAGGCACCCAAAAGAAGAGAGCUUGUUCUCGUCAAAGUUUACUUUGUUUCGUUUUCUUUCUACUCUUCUGUUUCAAUUCUACAAAGAGGCUUACUUGAAGUUGAUCGCUGCUUGUGACAUGUCGCUCUACAAGAAUAUUAACGACAUGCCCCAACCUCGGGAUUUGAUGAUCACGAUUGAUCACAAGAGCAACGCUGUAUUAUUACCAAUAUACGGCAGCAUGGUUCCAUUCAACGUGACUACAAUAAGAACAGUCUUAGGCAAUCAAAAUACCAUCCGUAUCAUCUUCAAUGUCCCGGGUACACCCUUAAACCCUAAUGACUCAAACUCUUUGAAAAACCAGGAUGCUAUCUACCUCAAGGAGGUUUUUUUCCGGACCAAGGAUUCAAGGCAUAGCAGCCAAGUAGUUCAGUCGUUUAAGACCCUCAAACGGCAAGUCAUGUCCCGGGAGUCAGAGAGAGCGGAAAGAACGUCAUUGGUGACUCAAGAGAAACUUAAGAUUGCAAGUAACAAGGCCAAACCCUUAAGGUUGUCCAACCUAUGGAUCCGUCCGCCUUUUAGUGGGCGCAAGAAGAUUCCUGGGACACUGGAAGCUCAUGCCAAUGGUUUCAGGUAUUCAACGACCAACGAGCGCGUAGAUGUCCUCUUUGCAAACAUAAAGCAUGCGUUUGUACAACCGGCUGAGAAGGAGAUGACCACUCUCCUUCAUUUUCAUUUGCACAAUCACAUCAUGGUAGGAACCAAGAAAACAAAGGACGUCCAGUUUUACGUGCAGGUAAUGGAUGUUGUGCAGUCUUUAGGUGGUGGGAGGAGAUCAUCAUCCUAUGAUCCAGAUGAGAUAGAUGAAGAACAGCGAGAGCGCGAUAGGAAAAACCGGGUCAACGAUAUGUGGCAACUACCCCAGUUUGCAAGUCUUAACCUAGAGUUUGAUCAACCUCUGAGAGAGCUUGGCUUCCAUGGUGUUCCGUAUAAGACAUCUGUAUUCAUUAUACCAACCUCGAGCUGCUUAGUUGAGCUGAUAGAAAACCCGUUCUUAGUGGUAAGUCUGAGUGAGAUUGAGAUAGUGAAUCUUGAGAGAGUUGGGUUUGGGCAGAAGAACUUUGACAUGGCCAUCAUCUUCAAGGACUUCAAAAAAGAUGUUCUCAGAGUUGACUCAGUUCCCACAAGUUCACUAGAGGGGAUAAAGGAGUGGCUUGACACUAUAGAUAUAAAGUACUACGAGAGCAAACUGAAUCUGAACUGGAGACAGAUCCUGAAGACGAUCACGGAUGAUCCGCAGAGCUUUAUAGAUGAUGGAGGAUGGGAGUUUUUGAAUCUGGACGGAAGCGACUCAGAAUCUGGAGGCUCUGAGGAGUCAGACAAAGGAUAUGAACCGUCAGAUGUAGAGGUUGAGUCUGAGUCAGAGGAUGAGGCUUCAGAGAGUGGGUCAAUGGUUGAGUCAGAGGAUGAAGAAGAAGAGGACUCAGAGAAAGAGUCAGAAGAAGAGAAAGGUAAGACUUGGGAUGAGCUGGAGAGAGAAGCUACUAAUGCAGAUAGAGAGCAUGGAGUUGAGUUUGAUAGUGAGGAAGAGAGGAAGAGAAGGAAGAUGAAAGCGUUUGGGAAAUCGCGACCUGGAAGUAGCGGUGGAGGCGGUAGUAGUAGCAUGAAGAACAUGCCACCAUCUAAAAGGUGAAAAAAAACCCACACUUUUAUUUUCUCAGUUUUUAUAAUUAGUUUCUUUUUUUUUUGUUUAUUGGCAAACAAAAACUAUCUUUUUGUUAUGGUUUUAAAUUUUAAUCAGUCUUUUGUAAUGUGCACCGAACGAAGCCAAGUAUGUCAUACGUUACUUAAAUGCAUGAGAGAGUGAGAGAAACGUAGCCAAUUAAAUAUAUCCACUUCAUCACUGGCUCAAUUAGAAAUUAAAGAAACCUUUGGCUAUUUCGAAUCAUUAUCGUCAACCCCUCUAAAUCAAAUUGGGGUUUCGUUUAAGGUUCUUGGGUUUUAGGAAUUCUGAGAAAUCUUGGAUUAUCAUGGAUGAUGAGGACUUGCUUGAUUGGGAUCCGGUGAAUAUUUCCAGUUUGGUCUGUUUCUUUGGCUGCUACUGUGAUGGGUUUGGUUCUCUUGGGACGGUGGAGACUAUGAUACGAAAAUGAAAGCUCAAAGGUUCAAUCUUAAAGUUACAAUUGACGAUAAGAAGGUGUCACGGGUGAUGAAUCAGGCAGCUAGACUUAAUGAAUUAAUGUUCAUAGAGGUAAGAAGGGUCCUUGUGAUCCGCCCGUCUCUGCCAUCUCCUUGAGCCUUAGAUGAGAAGCCGAUUAUACAAUGUAUCAUCUUAUGUACCAACUAACAGAGAUACAUGUGUUUGCGUUGAUCCUAUGCAUAUUGUAAAUGAUAAGUGUCACCCUCACAGGCAAGAUAGAGAUUUAUAUAAAAGACAAUUUCAGCCA